This is a messenger RNA of Thecamonas trahens ATCC 50062, 3168 nucleotides long. RefSeq lists its product as uncharacterized. Gene Ontology annotation, biological process: proteolysis. NCBI's taxonomy places the organism in Eukaryota, Apusomonadida, Apusomonadidae. The transcript has a single exon. The record is from RefSeq and is a predicted model, not a curated record. The coding region runs from base 1 to 3168 and encodes 1055 amino acids. Gene Ontology annotation, molecular function: metal ion binding.
AUGAGCACAUCAGGACAUUGGAAGGAGGAGAGCACAGCGGUUCUGCCGUCGUCUGUGUCUGCCACUCGGUGGUACUCGAGCAAGACUGGCCUUCGUGUGGUCCAUGUCGAUGUGGUGGGCCCUGUGGUGGAGGGCUACUUCACCUUGGCCACCGAGUCACACGAUGAUAUGGGACUGCCGCACAUUCUGGAACAUGGUGUUUUUCUGGGUUCGGACACCGAGGCGUAUUCGUACAAGGGUGUUCUUGAUCAGCUGGCUGAUCUGUGUCUGGCGAGAGGCACAAACGCAUGGACCGCUACCGAUCACACCGCCUACACCGUGACUACAGCUGGCUCGGAUGGCUUCCUCACCCUCAUGCCCAUCUUUGUGGAUCACAUCCUCUUCCCCACUCUGACCGAUGCUGGUGUCCUCACAGAGGUCCACCACAUCAACGGUGAGGGCGAGGACGCUGGUGUGGUCUACUGCGAGAUGCAGGCCCGCGAGCACACCUCAUCGGAGAAGGCCUACUUUGCCCUGCUCCAUGGCCUCUUCCCGGGCUCGGGCUACGAGGCCAACACCGGUGGCGCGCUCUCAGAGCUUCGAAAGGUCACUCCCACCGACAUCCGCAACUACCACUCGGAGAACUACGUCGCCGAGAACCUCUGCCUCAUUGUGGCCGGCUCCAUCGACGUCGCCGACGUCUUUGCCGCACUCGCCGACGUCGAGGACAAAAUUGUUGCCCGCCGGCCCGACGGGUACGUCCCGCGCCCGCGGCCAUGGGCCACGCCGGCGCCGCCUAUUUCUGCCUCGGUCUCGACCACCGUCUUCUUCCCGGACGCCGACGAGACCGUCGGCGAGGUCGUUGUCGGCUUCCGCGGGCCGGGCUACACCGAGCUCGACGAGCGGACCGCACUGGCGGUCGCACUCGACUACUUGGUCGAGACGCCGAUUGCGCCACUGCAGGUGGCGUUUGUCGAGCGCGAGGACCCGCUCGCCGGCUCCAUCUCGCACUGGUCCGAGUCGUUUGACGUCGAGGGCUGCGUCAUCCACUUUGAGUCGGUGCCCAAGGCCAAGCUGCCGCUCAUCGAGGACGCGUUUGCCGCCGCGCUCACCGCCGCGCUUGCCGAGCCGUGGGACGCCGAGCGGUUGGCGAUCCUUGUCGAGCGGCGGCGACUCAAGUGCAUCGAGGCGCUCGAGUCGCGGCCACACGCCACGGUCGCCCACUCGGCCAUCGCCGACUUUGUCUGGGGCCCUCUCGACGGCUCGCUCUUUGCGCCGGCUCUUGAUGCCGCAGCCAGGUUCGCGGCGCUGGCUUCCCGCGAGCCGGCCUACUUUAUUGAGCUACUCCGCAAGUACCUCGCUGACGCCCACCGAGUCACUGUCGUGGCCGAGCCGUCAGCCGAGUACGGCGCCAAGCUCCGGGCUGACGAGGCCGCCCGCCUCGAGGCCCAGAAAGAGGCGCUCGGAGCUGACGGUCUUGCCGCCAAGGCUGCGGCCCUGGCCGAGGCCAAGGCCAUCAACGAGAUCCCGGUCCCGGAGGAGGUUCUCAACUCGAUUCCGCGACCGCGCAUCGAGUCGGUCUCGCUCAUUCCGGUUGACACGUGCUUGUACGACCCGUUUGCCGCACCCGGCGCGCCGUUUGCCGCCCUCCGCGGCCUCGACUCGGAGCUGACCAACUACGCCCGGCUCUCGGCCAUGUCGCUUGAGCUGGCGCAGGCCCGGAUCCAGUUUGAUGACAUCCCGUCGGCCUUUAUCGGCGUCGCUGCCUACAUCGACACCUCGCACCUCCCGCCGCAGCUGCGGCAGUAUCUCCCGCUCCUUGUCGAGCUCUUCUUUGAGGCGCCGACGACCACCGCUGCCGGCGAUGCCAAGCUCUCCCACGAGGAGAUGGUCGCGUUUGUGGCCGCCAACACCGUCAAGGCCUCGACGUCGCUCGGGACCGGUGGAUCCUCCUUUGGCCCGGGAGCAUAUGCCAACUACCUGGUUGUCUCGCUCGAGGCUGCCGCCGACAAGUACGCCACAGUGGUUGAGCUCCUCCGCGACCUGCUGUUCUACCCGGCUGACACGGCGCAGCGGCUGCGGGUGGCAGCGAUGCGCCUGGCGGCCGAGGCAUCGGACACCCGCCGCGACGGUAUGACCAUGGCCCGCAGCGGCGCUGCCUGGCUCUCGUUUGAUCACCUCCACCACAACGCCAACGCGGCCAACCUCGUCCGCCAAGACUCUUUCCUCCGCGAGCUUGCCGACGCGCUCGCCGACGAGACCUCAUCGGCGGCAGCUGGCCACUUGGCCGCGUUUGCCUCACUCCGUGCCGCUCUCACCCGUGCGACCGACAUAACGCUCCACGUUCGCGGCGCACUCCACGACCUGCCGCUGCUCCAGCCCUUUGCCGCUAGCGUGUGGACUGGCGCGGACGCGAGCCCGAGCCCGGCCGCCGCACCACCUGCCCGUAUCACGCUGCCGGAGGCCGGGGCGGGCGGCCCGAGCCCGGCCACUGUCGUCCUCCCGCUUGCCUCGUGCGAGUCAACGUUCCUGGUGAGGACCUGCCGCGGCGUGGCGUCCGAGUCGGACCCACAGCUCCCGGCGCUGCUGGUGGCGCUGCAGUACCUGACGAGGAUGGAGGGCGACUUUUGGCGCGAGCUCCGCGGGCUCGGCCUCUCGUACUCGUACGCCAUCAGGCCUGAUGUGGCGUCUGGCCUGCUCGCCUUUGUCCUCUACCGCGCCGCACAGCCCGAGGAGGCGUACCGGGUCGCUGCCAAGAUAGUUGCCGAGUACGCCGAUGGCAGCCGGACCAUCGAGCCUGUUGGCCGCGACGCCGCCGUCUCGGCCACUCUCUUCACUAUUGUCGACCGCGAGCCUACUAUCACUGCCGCCGCAGACCAGUCGUUUGUCAACCUCCAGCUCCGGUCGGUGGCGCACGACCACACGGCUGCGCUGCUCAAGGCUGUGUCUGCCGUCACUCUCGAAGACAUGCGCGCCGCGCUCAACACCUUUGUCCUCCCGCUCUUUGACGAGGACUUUGCCCACCUGGCGGUGACCACCAACACUGCAGCUGCUGACGCCAUGGCCCAGUUCUUCACCGACCACCUCGGCCGCGACGCCGUCAAGGUUGUGGCCCAGGCCGAGCUUGACGAGUACUUUGCCGCCGACGAGGCCAACGAGGUUACCGUCGGCAACCUCAUCGACCUUUAG